AUGACGACGACGACGACGAUGGACUAUGGCGUCGUGGACCGCUUCUUCUGCAACGUCAUGGAGCUCAUCCCGAGCGCGCAGUACUUCCCGACCGAGCCCGAAGACAACUUCAAGCAGAGCAUGAACAAGAAGUACCACAAGGGCGUCAAGGCGCAGCAGAUUGCGGCGCUCGAGGACGCCGAGGACGAGCCCACCAAGCCGGUCGCGAAGCGCCUCAAGUUCAACCCGAAGCUCCAGCUCACGAACCAAGAGACGCAGCUCCACGAAAAGGAGAAGGAGGCUGCCAAGGCCGAGGCCUCGGACGACGAGGGCGAGCUCACGGGCCUCGAUG
Molecule: messenger RNA, 331 nt
Organism: Saprolegnia parasitica CBS 223.65
Lineage: Eukaryota; Oomycota; Saprolegniomycetes; Saprolegniales; Saprolegniaceae
Exons: 1
Source: RefSeq, a predicted model, not a curated record